Molecule: messenger RNA, 6141 nt
Organism: Ochlerotatus camptorhynchus
Lineage: Eukaryota; Metazoa; Arthropoda; Insecta; Diptera; Culicidae
Gene: aqz
Product: aaquetzalli
Exons: 2
Coding region: 1346-2113 (255 amino acids)
Cellular component (GO): nucleus
Source: RefSeq, a predicted model, not a curated record
AGUUGCAAGAAGAGAGUCAAUGUGAACAGAUCACAGUAACGAGAGCGAGAGUGGAGAGAUCGUGAGGCCUCCCUCGUCCAGUUCAGUAGGAAAAGAUUGGAAAAGAGUCAGUGAGUGUCUAGGAGAUCUAGUGAAAACCGUGAAUUUGGAAAUAUUUUAGAAAGUUUGCUUGUUGUUGGUCUGGUAAACGAUUUUUUAAAUGCAUCUCGAGGAGUCACGUCUAAGAAAAAGUCUUAACUCCAUAAGUGUAGUUUUUAACAUCUCAACAUUAGAGGCGAAAAACAGUAAUUCUAGAAGUUCUGAUUGUGUUAAAAUUGAAUGUGAUUGACGAAGAGGAGAUAAAAUAGUAAUAUCUACGUAAUUUGAUGUUCAAAUUAAAACAAAAUUGGAAAAUCCAGUCAGAGCGAGUGUGAUAGCCCGAAGCGCAAAAGGAAAACGCCAUUCUGAUCUUGUCGUUUCAGUGCAUGUUUCUUUGCUCGCAUUUUUUGAAAGAGCGCGACAACGGCCCCCUCACAAAUACACACGCACUUGCUACGAGUUUUGAAAGUGUUUCCUACAGAUUUUGCAUCACGUAAAUUUGUGCUGUGGAAACAGUGGACAAACCUGCGGAGAAGAACGCUUAGUGUAACCUAUACUGUUGACGCACACAAGUCACGAUCCCGCGCGGAUUUGCACACAUGUACAUAUAUAGAUGUGAGCAGUGUGUUGGCGAGAACAAAGAAACAGACCUUUAGCGUCAAUAUAACAGGGAAGACGAUUGUGUUCUUGGAUAGCUGCAGUGCUCAAGGGAGGUAUUUACCGAUUCCAUACAAUUUCUGUGAUAGGGUUUCCUGCACCAGUGCAAAGGAAGCCUCUGUGGAAAGUAUUUGUGAAAAGUUGAAUAUCCAUCCCUGAAGUUGAAAGUGAAAGGUACCAGAAGAGACACUGUGACGAGAGAUCUACUGGUGUUUGCUUGGAGCGAAAGAAAAAUAAAUACGUGAAACACUUCAAGGCGAACAACGAAGUUGAAGUGUUAAUCAGUGAAGCCAAGUGGAACGAAAACCACGUAUAAAUUCGUGUAUCUGCACUCGGUUAUGUUGUGUAUCCUGCAUUUUCUUUUAGUAUCGAGAUAUUUUUAUAAUAAAACAAUAUCAAAACGAGAAAAAUUGCACUAAAAGGAAACAGUUAUCAUCAACUGAAGCAGUAUAAUUGAAGAAUACAAAGUAAAUAUAGUUUAUAUUUAACAAAUUAAUGAUAAAGUGUGAUAAUAGUUUUAAACAAGGAUUCGUACCCGUAAACAUUUGACUGAUACGUCAGAGUGAGUGUUCAGAGCUGAGGAAAAACGGGAGAAAAGUGAAAGUCCAAGAUGACGAACUCGCACAACCGGAAUGGCAGAAACGGCAGUUAUGCUGAACGGUACUUCAACAAUCACAGUCCACAGCAGCUGAGUGGUGGUGGUGGUGGUAGCGGUGGUAAGCGAAACAAUUCUGCUAACAGUACCGGAGGCAAUGGAGGUCGGGGACAAAAGUCACCGAGCUCGACCUACUUCAGGAGUAUUUCAACAUCGAAUGCUAUACCGAUAGUGCAACAGUCCACGUCGCCAGUUAGCAGUAAAGGUGGAAGCUACUACAGCUCCAGCUCGCCAAGUGGACGGCAUCAUAGCUUUAAUGGUCAACGAUCAAGUCCAGGUGGUGGUGGUGGUGGUGGUGUUGGUGGCACAAAUUUCAACAAUUCGACCGGAUCGUAUCCCGGUACGCUUUCUGGUUCGCCACCAAAUUUUUCCCAUUUUGCUGGUAGCAAGUGCUACGACGCACCAGCACCCACCGCUUUACCAAAACCACCAGUUCACUGGACGUCUUCGUCGUCUACUUCAUCCAAUAUCACGAUAUCAUCAGCUUUAAACACUUCGAAAUCAUCCAUCAACAAGCCAACCUCAGCAUCCGUCGUCAAUGCUAGAAAUGCCUACAACAGUAAGGCUCCGUCGGCAGUUUCCUCAAAUGCAAUGUCAUCGUCUAGGCUCAAGGUAAAAUCUGCUGUGAAACCAGCAAUGUCCUGUGCUGCGGCUGCGGCCAAAGCCAAUCGUAGGGUUGAUUUCACGCACAACCUCAAAAUGGUACUCAAUGUGCAAGCUUAAACGGAACGUGCAUUCAAUCUGCCGAACCAUUGCGUUUUGUGCUGCCAAGAUCACAUCAUCCGAUCCCAUCAAAUAUGCGUCGUCGUACCAAAAUUCACCACAUAAAAAGCUACAAUGACUAUUGCGUUGUAUAUGAAGGAUAGAUCUUUCUCAAUCAAUCAAUCAGUCUCCAUCAGAGUCAGCAUAUAUUUUUGCUCUUUCAAAUCAUACCACCUAUUAGAAGAAAAUCAAACUUGUAUACCAAUCGCAAAAAAAAAACAAACUUCAUACAGACCAACGAUCGCAAGCAGUCACGAACCUGAAUGGGACGACUACAGUGAGUGAAAACUUAUGAACUAAACUCUGAUUAUCAAAUCUAGUUUAUGUAUAACCUUUUUUAAAUGUUUUAUUUUUAAUUUGAAGCGUGACAUUUUCUGGUCAAUUCAUCGGCCAUUGCAAAUUAGUAUCCUAAAUUUAUUAUUUUUUGUAAGCCUCAUUUUCCGGCAUUGCUACGAUUGCACUGAAGGGAUCCGUAGUGGACAAACAUAUUCAUUCCAUUCCAAGCAAAAAUAAGUAUUUUUCAAGACUUUCAUACAAUCAAGCACUCGAUUCGUCAAUCAAAAAAAAAAUCCAAAUUUGAGUUUCAUUUCAUCACACUUUCUCGUAUUGUAGUAAGAAGAUCAGGAUAGUGAGCAGCGGUCCUAGCCCUGAGUCGACCGUCGCAAUGCCACAAAAUGUUGCAGGAAAAUUGUUACUUUUGCAUUAUUCAUAUAGUCAUUUUCAUUGUUUUCAAUUUAAUAUAUAUGUGUACGAAGCCUCACUGAGUAUAAGGAAAAUGGAUUGAGGUUCGUUUCUUAAAGAGGCGAUGACUAAUUAAAAUACAAACAGUUAGAAUGUACGAUAUCUCAAAGACCAAAAACGCGCUGUCGAAGCUAUCGAAGAUUUAUUUUUCAAAACAAAACUCCAGCUCAUGUGCAAUUUGAGAGGAACACGAUACGUAGCCUAUUGGUUUGCUGAAAACAUUCAAUUUGGAUUAUAUUUUAAAACUUGGUGUGAUGAUGUUAGAAAUUCACUAUUCGGUUCCAGAAACCGAAUGUUGAAUUUGUCAAAUCAUCGCAUAUUUCACACUUCAUUCCGCAUUUGGCAUGGAAUCGUGCACAACACAUUGACAUAGAACACACACAAAAUGCGAAAAACUUACAACCACUCUCUCUAAUUGCACAUUGUGAUUGAGUUUUCAUCGAUAGGGCAACCAUGCGUGAAUUCGUAAACUGCGCAGUUUACUUUGAAGCAACGGAGAAAAGGAUACACGGAGAAAAAUAACAAAUACAGUACAAAAUCGAACUAUUAAAUGUAUGUUUUACAAUAAUAACCAGCAAAGCAAAUCAAACAUUGACGGAUGAAACAAACAAGAAAACAAAAAAUACGUGUUAGAGAAACAACACACCAAUAUGAGACAGUUAGGCAAAGAGGGUAAUCGACAAGAGUUGCAAGAAACGAUGAUUAGCGAAAUCGAGAAUUGGAGAGAAUGAACAAGUGUGUGUGACAAUAUAUAAACAAAACGAGAAUCGAAAGACUUAUCACUACUGAUAACAAACAACUUCAAAACAUUGGAAGCUUACGAUGAGGGUUAGUCGAAAGUUCGUCGACGAUGUUGACAUACACGUGGACAAGCUUUCACGUUUACUCGGCCGAAGCUGGACUCCGAUUUGCAGGAGAGAUAGUUUGCCGGCAACACACAUCAAUGCGACAUCGGGCCAUCUCUCAGGGGGCGGAGUUUAAAAACUUUGCCAACAAAAGAUGAUUUUCUUCGGUUGAAUCCUUAUUUUCACACUGUUUACGUGCAUUUAACAAUUCCUACCUUAGUUGACCAUUUUGGAGGAGUUAAUCUCUUGUAAAUAGCACAGUUUAAAAACCCGUAAUAUGGUAGAAGAGAGUGUGCCUUCUAGUAACUUUUACAAACGGAGAGUAGACGAAAAACCCUACAUCAAGCGCAGAUAAUUAAGAUUUGUGAAUGACAAGACAACUCCGCCCUUGAAUUUUUAAAAACAGGACAUCACUACUUAGCUGGAGGUCAUCAGCUAUCAAUGAUAAGGAACACCAGUCGACUGGUGGCCACCAAAUUGGUGAUGGAAGGAAUUUUAUUUUCUUAUUUUACUUUUACUGACAGCAAUUUUUGGUGCAUACAAAUUCAUUCUUGAUCGCAACAUUUCGAAAUUGUCAGGAAUUGAUUCCAAAUUGCAGCAAAUCUAAAACAGAAUAGUCUUUAGCCCCAGUGCAAUAACGCCGAUUCGGAAUGAAAUUGUAUAAACUUGAUACUCUCACUGUUAUCAAAAACAAAGCACAUUGUUCAGUUGAUUGAUCUUUCGUUUCCAAUCCGAUCAAAAUAAGUACACACGUAUUUCUAUCACAGCGAGAGCUAUUUUUGUGACAACAUAACAAAAAGUUAAUAUUUGCAAUCUAGAUUUUACGUUUAUCUAUAAAUUAGUAUUUUCAAUCAGAUUUUUACUACACAGCUGCAAAAAUUCGUUUGAUCUCAUAUCUCUCCUAAUUAUUAUUUUUUUUUUCUUAUAUUAAAUUUCACCUAUGAUGCGUGUAGUAUUGAAAUCGUGAACAGCAUGACAAUAUGCAACCGUAUGUGUAGCCGGGCCUGCACUGCGAAUGCAAGUGUAAAAGCCAUUGACCGAUAUAUACAGCUGCCUAUUGUUGAACGCUGCUGACAAACAAUCAAUAAACACGUGCACUCGAGUGAAGCCGUAGAGAAUUUAUUUGGAGUACUUUUAUUUUUGCUUAAUUAGCUUAAAGUUUGGGUCACAAAAGCGUCAAAAUUAAUCUACCAUAGCAAAAUAAUUGAGCAAAAGAAGUAAAUAUUGUAUAGCAACUAAGCAGCGUAAAGAAAUUCAAACAUAAUCACAGAUAUUACCAGACUUUGAACACGUAAACUACAGGAUAGUAAUUCUCACACACUUGCAGCAAUGCUAUUUCCCCCCUAUUCAUGCGACAAAUGCAGAGAAGCCGACAUACCAAAUUUAGGUACAUUUUCGAUCCAGUAAAUGGUUUGAAAAAGAGGAAAACUUAUCGUUUUAUUUCCGGCAAACAUCUAAUGUUGAGUGUUUAUUCGUUAAAACAAAAAGAACAAUAAGUAAAUUAUGCGGUACGAAGUAUCGCAACCUUCAGUUUACAGGUAUAAACCAUUACUAAAUGGGCUUAUUUAUUCAGGCAAGUUUGGUGCAAAAAAUACGCUUUUAGUUACUUUCUAUAUUUUCUCCCAAAUAUUCCUGAUUUAGGCAAAAUGAAAACAAAAGACAACUCUGGUUUAUUGGUACUAUAACUUACUUUGCAUUAUGAUUUUCUACCCUUCAAAACAACUGACAACAGUUGGAAAGUAGGACGAUGCUCAUUGCUUGUCCUCCUUCGAAAAUCUUCCAUGAACCUUUUGUCGACCUUCCGGAUAAGAAAACUAAAACAGAAGGUUGUAUUCUACCUGGUCAAUGAGAACAUCCAUCUUAAAUUUUACCUCAAUUCUGAGUACUCGACAGUUGCGAGGAUAUCGCAAAUUCAAAGCUAGGCCUAGCUGCACUCGGCACCAGUGAUAAAACUUUGUUCUCAUUCCUGUUUUAAAGUACUUCCAAAACCUGGCUCACACAUUACAUUUUAAUUUGUAUUCCUAUAAUUAACAUAAAAAGCUAUAAAAAAUAAAAAAAAUAACAAAAAACACUUCAACUUGCCUGAAUAAAUUAGUUUAUUGCUCAAUAUUUCAAAUUCUACGUAAAAUAUUUUAGAAUCACACAAAAAAAAAAAUAUUGAUCACACAAUGAACUCUCGGAUAUGACCCAGCAACAUGCAGAAAUUCAGAAACACUCACACAUUGUUCUGGAAGUAUGCUAUUUCCACACACGGAACACAAGAAGCAAAGAAGAAACGAAAAUGGAAAAACAUUAAUCUGCGAUAUAUGAAAACAUACAGCCGAUACUGCUAAAAUAUUUUUUCUCAUUAUUUUGAAAUGAAUUACACACUAAAAGUAAGCUGUACGAUAACAUGAAAAACAA